GGAGGGCAGUUUGAAAAAAAACUCUGCUGGGGUUUAUUUAACAACUUAGCAGUGCGAUAGGAAGCGAAAACCCCUGCAACAAAGCUACUAUAUCAUCGAACUGGCUCUUUGAAUAGCGUUGGCACGUUAUGCUCGAGCCGCUGAGCUGGCGCUACAGUUAGCAAGGAGCAGCUAUUCGGCAUUGACAGCUAACAGUCGGUUAGCUCUUGUCGCGUGAGCGACUUUCCCGACUCUCUUCAUGACGCCUAAGAUUUAGUGGGACAAACAUGGCCAGCGUGCACGAGAGCUUCUACUUCAACCCGAUGAUAACGAACGGCGUUGUCCAUGCCAAUGUUUUCGGCAUUAAAGACUGGGUGACGCCGUACAAAAUCUCUGUUUUGGCUUUACUGUACGAGAUGAACGAGUCCAAGUCUGCGCUGUCGGAGAGACGAAGGCUGAAUAAACUCAUUAUGCCUCUGCAGCAGAGCUCAGACAUGACUCUUGCCCAGUUCCUGAAGACCGUGGAGGAGUGUUGUCCUCAGACCGCUUAUGCUGUCAAAAUCAGGCUACAUGAAAUGGCAGAUGGAGAGCUGAAGGAUAUGGAAUACUUCUUCUCAAAUCUUCCCACUCCAUCCACUGCUAGUGAUAAUGAAGCCUAUAAAACCAGUGUUGUGGGCCUUUUUAUGCGGCACAUGCUUCUGGCAUACAACAAGCUUUCCUUCAGCCAAGUCUAUAAGCUGUACAAGUCUCUGCAGCAGUAUUACCACGCUCACUACGCCAAACCCGCUGAUGGACAGAUCAGUCUCCCGGCACUGGCAGCCGACGAAUCAGUCAUGGACCUUACCAGCACAGAGGAUACUGUAGGGGAACGAAUCGACAUGGAGGAGGUGGAUACUCCUCUGCAUGAGUCAGAGCUGAGGAAUGACAACAACAUACCAAGCAAAGGUCCCCUGUCACAAAAACAAGCCGAGUACUUUCUUGCACGACAGGCAUACCUUUUGAAGAAUGAUGAGAACAAAGCGCUGAAACCCGCCUCGCUGCAGGAAGAGCUUAACAACAUGCUGAAGUUUAACCCAGAUUUUGCAGAAGCGCACUACCUGAACUACCUGAACAGUAUCCGAGUGCAGGACAUCUUCCUGUCCGCUCACAGUCUGCUGCACUACUUCGAUCGACUCAUUUUGUCUGGGAAUGAGGGGAAGAGUAAUGGAGACGAGGGAUACGGUCGAAGUUUGCGCUACGCUGCUCUUAACUUAGCAAGUCUGCACUGUCGCUUUGGCCACUAUCACAUGGCUGAGUUAGCUCUGCAGGAGGCCAUACGCAUCGCUCAGGAAUCCAAUGACCACGUUUGCUUACAGCACUGUUUGAGUUGGCUGUACACACUGGAGCAGAUGAAGGGCUCCGACAGCACAGUGUUGACCGAGGACUCUGUGAAAAUGGCAGCCCACUACUGUCUGCCUUAUCACGCAUCUCUGGGCAUUCAGUCCUUGGUCCAGCAGGGGGCGAAACAGGGCAAGCCCGCGCAAAAGCUGAUGGACGCUCUGAAGGAUACUGACAUCGUUCAUUGGAAGGACAGUCUGUCGGAGCUGAUCGAGAUCAGUUUGGCUCAGACCACGUCUAUAUGGAGGAUGUACGGCAAGAGCACCAUGUCAGCGCAGCAGGCUCAGCUGCUGCUCAACAUGAGCAGUCUGGAGCCUGUCAACUUUGGGGUCCAGCAGAACAACACAGACGCCUUCGCCGUGGUGCUGUGCCACCUUGCCGAGCUUCAUGCUGAGCAGGGUCUCUACAGAGCUGCCUCAGAGAUUCUACAACACCUGAAGGAGCAGUUUCCCCCUCACACUCAGAACUCAAAGCUCUGGAUGUUCUGUGAUCUGAAAAUCCAGUUUGAAAAGCACCUGAAUGAAGGCAAAUACAACCUGCCAGAACACCUCGUCCCUGCCAUCUCUGCUUUGAACAAAGAUGAAGGUCUCUACAGAAAAGCUCAAGUCCUGAAGGCUCUCAACCGGACCACUGAGGCCUCCGCACUCUUGCAGCGACUGCAGGUCCACUGUGAGAAGUCCACAUGUACUGAGAUGCUCAUCAGAGUGAUGCUGUCCACUGCCCAGCUCCACUGGGAGUCCUCCUCUGGCUUCUCCACGGCUCUGCCUCUCCUCCUGCAGGCGCUUGCUCUGUCUCGACAGCACCACCUCCAGUCACUGGCCUCGGAGACGAUCCUCCACCUGGCCUUCACUCAGUUGAUGCUGGGGAUUCCUGAGCAGGCUCUGGUGGUGCUGCACGACGCCAUCGAGCCGGUCCUUGCACACGGCAGCGUGUUGAACAAAGGUCGUGCUAUGCUUCUGGUGGCUCGCUGCCAAAUGGCAGUGGCCAAGCUCAGAUCCAACAGUGCCACAGAGCUACGUCUGGUCGUGGACACACUGGACCAGGCGGCGGACUAUUUCUCCAGGCUGAACUGCAAAGAACGCCUGCGUGUGGUCCACUACCUGCAGGCCCAGCUGCACCGAGCACUGGGUCAGACGGAGCAGUGCAACAAAAGCGCCAUUCUGUUCCGCCUGCUGGACCAGGAGCUGCAGACACCUGCACCACCGGUGUCCAUGAGACUCUGAGCCACGCUUGUAACUCUCGCUCUGACCACUAGAUGGUGGUGAAGGCCUGUCUAGACGAACGCCGUCACAUAAACAGUUGGUGAGUGAAGAUGAAUCUCCAUGCAGGCUCUGUUACAGCUCCACCAGAGUUAUUGCCCGCGCCUCAUGGUGGUCCGGGACCUGUUUAUAAACUUAAGCGUGUGACAGGUCUUGAACACACACACACACACACACACACACAGAGGCCAGCUCAAACCGUAAUGGAAAAGUUUAUCAGGAGCCAGCAGUGCGUGCUGAUUUAUCCUGGGCAUGGCUAAUAUCACGGCCGGCUGCGAGAUGGAUGUGUUUCUGUGACCCGCUGUUCAGCAGCGGAAUAUUGAUGAGGCUUCCUCCGGGAGAACAGUCGUCGUCACGUUUCACAUCGCGGCUCAAAGUGUGACGGUCAUAUUCUGAAGCACCUCCUUCAAUAUAAUAAAUAGUUUCGCUCAUACCCAGCAAUCAGUUUUUAAUUAGUCUGGCGCGCGAGCGUGAGAAUCUACCUGCAGAUCUCUGGAGUCAUUUUGUUCUAAAUAGCAUCUUCCCACAGUAUUUGAAUCAACGGUUUGUACAGAGCUUGGAUUUGGGGUGUGUGUUCCUCAGCAUCAGGAGGAGCUCCCGGGGCCUGUGUUUAGCUUGCUGUCAUCGUCCGCAUAAACACGUAGAUAACAGUGACAGCAGCUCUGCUCUCCGUCCAAAUAGCUGUCAUGUGACACAGCAAGACGUCUCAAGUGAGAAACACGACCGACUGUCUGUUUAACUUAGAUGAGGCCGCGUGGUGUGGCGUGUCUGGGGAGAAGGGAGACGGUGUGUGUUCUCUGAACAGUGCGGCUCCUCGCACGUUUGACCUCAGCUGACCAAGAUGGUGAGGAGAUUCUUCAUAUGGAUCUCGUUCUCCAUCACCUGACUGGACUGGAAACUUGAUAUGAGCCUUACAUACACGGGGGAAGUCCUCACUCUGACAGUAGCAGCGUGACAGAAUUUGUAUCCCGCCUUAAUCUUUGUUUGAGCAAAGUCAACUGUGGUUAUUAGACCCGAUUUAAUGUCAGAGUGGAGUAAAACACUGUAGGAUAGCGCUUGAUUUGAGCCCCGUACAGGGGGCAACUAAUUCUGACUCAUUUGUGGCAGAACUCCAGCUGCUUACUUAUAUUUACGACAAUUAUUAGACUUGAUGUCUGAGUGAAACUUUGACUGUCCCCUAACCUUUGAAAACCUGUGAAAUUCAUUUAAAACUUGAUGACAAGCAUUUCAAGUUUUAAACAGUGGGGAUAGAAAUUCUGACAGGGAUACAAAAGUUUGCACCAUAUAAAUGCACACGUCUCCAUAUACAAUAGGCCAAAAAAAAAAAAGUAAUGUAACAUCCAUGUAAAACCAAUGUACAACUACUCUAUAAUAAAUCUGCAUCCCAGUUAUACUUAUGUAGAAUCAGGCGUGGUUAACUCGGUCUGAGAAAGAGGGCGCUGGCAGGCUCCCUCUGCCCCGCCACGCUGUCUUUCUUGUGCUGCAUGAUGCUUGACAACAAGAGGCAAAAUCAACUGGCACUUCGACUUCAUCACUAGCUCCCCCACUCACCAAACACUCGCCUCCUAAACACUGAGGGGCAAAUGUUGCUUGUCACGUCGCUUCAACAGACAUCAAGCAACAGCUAGCGUUGUCCUUGUAAGUGUCACAACAUUCCCCUUUCCUAAAACCGGCAGCUAAUUCCACAUGUUUAAGGAGGAUGUGCGUGGUGGAGGCGAGGACCAGAGGCUCAGUCAGAAUCCUGGAGUGCAACUAAAGUUUUACCCACCUAAAACAGCAGUUGUGGGGGAAGUACGGUGGCCCUGAAGGGCCAAUGGAACAACUAGUACAAUGACAGCACGACUACAAAAAUGGAAUCAAUACAAUAAUAACAAAACUUUGUCAUUCCAUUUUUGCAGUCUAGCUUUUCUUUUGUGGCUGUCAUUGCCCCUACUGGGCCACUGUAGUAGUGAAGCUCAAAAUGCUAGAUUGUAUUCUGAAUAUUUUUUAUUACUUUACAGAGUAUGAAAUGACGAUUGUCAGCAUUUCUCCUUACAAACAUGUCUAUUUGGACUCAGAAAUAGUAGUGAUGCACCUAUGAGGCUUCAUGAAACAGUGUUCUCACUUUCAGAGCCCACUAGAUGGCACUGUCUGCUCCAAACCUCACAUCAUCUUCACCACCAACUGACCCUUUAAAUUGUGUUAUCAUGAAGCCUCAUCAGCCCACCACUACCAGCCAGCCACCCACCCACCAGACCCCCAGUGCCCUCAUUCCGGAACUCAGCAGGUGGUGCUCUUUCAGCUUUCAUUGAAAUGUUGUGACACUUUCAAUGGAGAGAGCGCCCUCUAGUGGGCUCUGAAAAUGAGGACAGUUCAGCAAGCACAUCACUACCCGCACCUGGACUGAGGUGCUCCGGCCAUGCUGCAUUUCUUGGGUUUUGAGGUCAUGCCUCAACGUUGAAUCGGGUUCAGGUUCAGGUUACUGGUGUGUCACAGCGCCCUCUCUCCACCAUGGUGCGCGGUGGCUCUCGGUGUAUCCCGAAAGACUCAUCUUGCUUUCAGCAGUCCACACAAUGCUUUUCCAUUAGCUUCUUGUAGACAGAAGUGAUUUGGAGCUCAGUGUCACUUGUUUUUCUGGCCUUCAGUCCUUUCAGUGUUGAGUCUUCAUCUCUUAAUUUUAGGAUCUUCUUUUGCCGCCUUUUCCACCAUAACCAGAGGAGUGAGUCCUUCACAUGCAUCAAGUAAUAAGAAAAAAAAGUAUCGAGGCACUGUACGUGAGACUUCAAGGUCGCCAGACAUGAUAGGUAAAUUAUUGGUCUUUGUCAUACAACUGGUUGACAUGUUCCUGAGUUCUCCUGAUAUGUCGUCUUCAACAUGAAACCAUUUCAAACAAGCAGGUAUGUUCUGUGGGAGCUGCGAGACAUCAACAGGUGUCAGACUCAGGUUCUUAAACGUCAUGGUUUACUUGCAAAACAGUUUUUUUUUUUUCUCAUUUGAUCCCUCUUCUGUGAGCGGAACCUCACAGCGUCCCGGAGGUUCCAUUGAAUCAGUAUAGACCACUUGUCCAGGUCGGUGAUGGUACGGCCGUUGUGGCUUCCGGAAGCCUAUAUUGUCUUCAGUACCCUGCAGGAUACCCUCCUUUCCUGGGGUCUGACUGUGCACAGAGAAGCUCUCCCUGCCGAACCACCGCCUGGACCACAGAGUCUGGGAUCUCUAGCAGCUCCGUGACGUGGUUCUUCUGUGUUAAUCCCUCCAGAACUUCCUGCCAACAUGUUCAAACAGACGAUUGUUUUGGUGUCAGAAACGACCACCAGGGUUCCUUCACCAGGACCAACAGAAUGGAAUUGAUGAAGUCAAGUAUGUUCCAAAUUGCCGGCUCACCUUUUCGAAGCCCCGCUCCACCACCGUCAUGUCGGGCUUGAGCUGAUUGUGUAGCCGCGGCGCCGACACUGACUUCUUUAGGUCGUAGUUGAAGAACAGAGAGUUCAAGAUGACCUAGGACGGGGCGAGUUGUGGGUACAGUUACACACAACCUGCGGGCGACUGUCAGACGUGAGAACAAGCACGUACCAAGGCAGUAGAUGUGGUGAUCUUCAUUCCUCCUGACGCUCCGACCACCAUUUUGACUCGGUUUUCUCCAUCAAAGAUGAUGGCCGGACACAUGGACGACAGCGGCCUCUUACCUGGAGCAUAUGGCGUUUCAGCCGUGUCUCAUUCUAGUCAAUUCAUUUGCAUCUUCCACACCUGGUCUGAUGAAGUUGUUGACUGACGGAGGAACUCCGAAUCCAUUGAUCAUGUAUGGAGAACUGAAGUCGUCCAUUUCAUCAUUAAAUAUGAUCCCAGUUGAGCGGGACAUGACCUUGGAUCCAAAACUGCAAACAAAGAGUGAUGAAGCAACGGCAGGCUUUAUUCUGAAGGGAAGAUAAGGUCUGCAGAGUUAUUUCAUGUCUGGAUCAGAUAUCCUACUAGAGAUUAAUGGUGCUGGUGGCAGCCACAGCGCUCCCAUCCUCGGCAAUGACGGACAGGUGAGCCGUCCCGUGGUUAUCUGGGACGUAGUAGUGCGGCUCGUAGUAGCUGCCAGGGUGUGUGGUGUCGUCCGUGAUUCUGCCUCUUAUUGCGUCGGCAAAAUAUUUGGAAGUCAUGUUUUGGAUGAGCUGAAAGGAACAGAACGAACCGGUGACUAAGCAGAGAUCUGUCAGCUUAGCGUCAUGCAGUUUGUCGGCACAGCAAGACUGGAAUUACUGUCCCGUAUUCCUGCGAGUUUGCAUGUGAAAUAAAGUUGUCCUUUGUUGCACCGGUGCUGUCACAGAUCUCUCAAGCUGCCCCGCCGCUUUACCUUAACUCAGAUCGUGUGAUGUCCAGGAUAGUCUCAGUCCGAGGGCCUCGCCUCAGAUUGAGGUCUGAGUAAAACUUUAAGGCCUGUUUAUGCUCGAUGUUACAUACGGAUCUGGAUACAGGUGGAGCCUGUCAGUGCUCUUCGGUCAUUUCAUCCGUUUCCACAAAGUUUACAGAUACGGAGCAGUACCACCUGUUAUAUGUAGCUCUGAGACACAAAGAAGACAUAACAAUGAAGGAAACGCUCCGUCCUCAAGUGGCGAUAUAAACAACUCUCUGUUUCUGUUUCCUCUUUUGUGCAAGAGCUACAUGAUCAACACUGACUCCACAGUCACCAUGUUGGUUUUGGAGUUGGUCGUUGUCUUUUGACUCUUGGCUGCCCCCAGUGGAUAUAUUGGUGAACUCUUGUAAGUAUGUGGUCGGUGGUCAUUUGAAUAUGAUGGAUGCAUGUUUGUGCUGUACAUAAAGGGAGCAUAAAUAGGCCUAAAAACUGGUCUUGCACAAAGGUUUCUUCCAAUUUAGUUUUUUUUCAAUUUUAUGAUGCACAUUUUUUAUGACAACUUCAACUGUAUUCUCAAUUUUGAGAAUAUUUAAAUACAUAUGUUGAAGUAUGUUUUUAUAAAUUCAGCAAAUGAUUGUUUCCUUUGAUCUUUUUGUCCUAUUCAUUUUUCUUGGGCGCUUCCCCCCAUCUCAAGGCUCUUUGUCUUCACUCCUCCUUUCUUCACCAUCCUGUCAUAUAAUGUUCCUCAAAGGAAAUGUCAUUGCCUGAGCCUUCUGAAGCUAAUUCCACUUGAGCACUUGCUGUAUAGCAUUCAGCUUUAACCAACCCAGGGAUCCUGUUUCACUUCAGCACUUUGCUGAACCUCCUCGUGAUUCUUUUGAGUCCAAAUGCAGCAAAUGGCUUGUCAACUGAGACGUGGUUGGGACCCCGUGGAUGGUCAUACCGAGAAGACAUCUCAGUGAAGACUGAAAUCCGAUCGGAAAAAUGGAUUUCGAAGCGGCAAAGUAUGUACACAUCACACGCCAAAUACAGUACGUUUACAGAACAGUUUACGAUGAACAAUUCAGAUCUUUUUGUUGUGAUCGUUCACACACCACGGCAUCUGCCACGGUGUUUGCGGAAUGCGGCCCCUCGCCGAGUUCUCGCUUCUAAUUUGGGCCAAUAUCGAUAAUGUCUCUUCUUUUUGCCUUCAACUGUUCUCCGCCACUUCGUCCGCCGUUGCGUUCCAUGCCUGUUUGUUUUGUUGAAGAAUUGCAACGUUUGGCGCAUAUUGAUGAGGUAUAGGUCAGAUAAACGUGACCCGAGCGUCUGCACUACAGUACCAUCAGAGGCAUAUCCACUUUAUGUCCACAUACUAGAGGCCUGGGGCGGCUUUGAAAACAAUUGUACUGUUGACAUUAAGAUCAGCGCAAACACAUGGGUUUCCCGGACAUGACUUCUGCUCUGCAUUUGUAAGGAUUAGGAAUGUCCCUGGAACUACUCCCAAGACCCCAUGCCGUCUUCUUUGAUCCCACGCUUUCUCUACAAACACUUAUUGGACGACUCACGUCUGUGAUGUUGAGGUAGCAAGGGUCCCCCAGUUGGCUCCUCUUGGCGUAGGCGAAUCGGAAUGCCUCUAUGAUGCGAUGGUAUGUUAGCGUCUUUUCCUCCGCUGUUGCCACGCUUGAGUGUGUGAGGUUGUACCCUAAGAGAUGAAUAUUAUUUUACCCUUCCUGUUUGUGAAAGCACGAUGCCAGUUGAAGCACCGGACAACAAGGCGGAAAGAUUGGCCGGCGGCGCUGAGCAGCUUCCAAAACAGACUGUCCGGGGACGACCUCUUGGGAAACCCGACAUGUUUUCUUACGCAUGACUGCGGAGGCGUCCUGCCAGGUCACUCACCGUCCAGUAUGUUGAGUAUAAGUGCCAAGACCGGACCGCUGGAGGGAGCGUCUGGCACGUACAUGGUGUAUUCCCCAAACCUCAGCUUCAGGGGGUUUUCAUGAAGUAUCGGCUGGUAUUGGAGCAAAUCCCGGAGGGUGAUGAUCCCACCUGGAAUACACGCAGCUCCGUAUUUUGGUCGUCCUUGAGCGGAACAACAUGUUCACCGUGUGUGCGGUUACCUGCUGCUCUGAUGUCCUCGACGAUGCUCUGGGCCAUCGACCCUCGGUAGAAGACGUCCGGACCCUCUUCUGCUAUUCUCUGGUACGUAUUUGCCAGCUUGGGAAAUCGGAUCAGGUCCUUCUCCUUCAGGACAUUUUUGUGAGAGUCACAGAACACCUCGCUGGAAAGACAGACGUUUAUUUGGAAGCAUGUGGAUGACCCAUGUUUUUCAGGUUUGUGACCCAUUAUAAUAGAAACAGCUUUUAACAUUGGUAUUCAAAUACUAUUGAAGGUGACAGAUUGCUUCAAUCUGCGUCUGUCGGUCUACAGUUGCCAUCUAGUGGCUUUGCAACGGGAACUAGUUCUCUAUCGCAAUGAGUUACAUUGUUGCAGAAUUGGACUGCCUCUCACCCAAACUAGCUGGGACAGGCUCCAGCACCGUAAAGAGAAUGGUAGAAAAUGAGUGCCACAAUGCUGUAACUCAGAGAGAGAGACACCUGUGGUUGGCCCCCAACAGUAGAGUCACAGCAGCUCCUCACCACAUGUUGGCGUCUCCCUGAAUGAAGUCUUUGCUCUUCAUGAUGGCGUGAGCCAGGGCCUUCCCGAUAGGAAAGCCGUGGCGAGCCAGAGCGAUGCUGGGCUGGAACAGCUCCCUCCACGGCAGCCUGCCAUGUCUCCUGUGAGCCAUCUCGUACCCACGGAUCUCUCCUGGGAUGGCUAUGGACAGUCCACCUGUCGCAUGGAAACACAAGCUCUGACUAUCCCAGGGCCUCUGUCAGACCACCAGAAAGAGAAGGCUCCCUCAUCCCGAGUCAGAUGCCGGAGCUGGAGUCUGGCUCCAGCAGCCUGCAGCGACAACAGUCGGUACCUGUGCGAGAGAGCUGGGUGUUGUUGCCAAACAUGUCCUCUGUGGCGUUCAUGGGCGCCGUCUCUCUGGCAUCUAUGGUUUCCACCUUCCCUGCGGUGAGGAACAGAGCUAAGAAGUUUCCCUCCACCUCUCGGAGGCCGACUUGCCUGUGGAAGCGUUGUAGAUCACAAAGUAGACCCCUCCUCCGAUGCCGGUGCUGUGUGCAUUGAACAUGCCCACGCAGAGCAAGCUGGCAAUGGAGGCGUCCACCGCAGAGCCUUUUUUCUUCAAUAUGUCUCUGCAAAUGAGCACCGGAGGCUUUUUACGUUGGGCAAAUGCAGCACAAAAAGAAAAAUACUUUUCUCACCUUCCGAUUUCGGAGCAUUUCCCCGCAUCUGCAGCGACCGCUGCUUUUAGGAAAAACUGUUCAGAGCGAGGGGGUGGGUUCUUCCUGCCUAAGCCCAUGAGCAGUCCCAGGAACAGGCUCACCACGGUUACAAGCAGCGCCACCACGCUGGCAAUCACACGCUUCCCCACCAUCUUAUUGGUCCAGGAUGUGGACACACCUGAGGCUGGUUAGAGCUGGAGGGAACCAGUCACAGUGAUUGGUUCACUGUUGGACAUACGCACAUGUAGCAGGCAGAUUAGCGGUGGUGACUGUAGAAACCUGACUUUGUAUCCUUGUUAUUUCUCUGUCCAUUAGGUACAUACAGACAAAAUAUUUUAACAUUUCAAAUGAAUUAUUUUGGAAGAACAUUUGCGACAAAUAUGUUUUUUUAUUUUCAUUUUUCUAGUAGUAUAAUUUAAACGUUCAACUGCAAACUUGACUUCAACUAGUGCUCUUAUAAUUUUCUUUUUAUUUCUAUACUUUGGACUGUUUAAGACGACCACAUGUGGUAACCCAUGGUUUUAGAGUUGUCUACGGUGUGAAGUAUCACCUUGACAUAUGGUGAGAGUGAAUGACACAUAAUGCACGACACACAAGUGGAUACAAGCGGCUGAUAUGAGUUUUCUAUGACAGGUGCAGAGCUUGGGUGAGAAGUUCUGUCACUCGGGAGAGACUCGGAGUAGAGCCGCUGCUUCUCAGCAUUGAGUCAGUAGGUUCGGGCAUCUCAUGAGGACGCCCCCCUGGGGGCCUCCCUUUGGAGGUGUUUCAAGGACAGCCAGCUGGGUGGAGACUGAGGUGUCGACCCAGGACCAGGUGGAGGGAUGAGACCUCUUCACUGGCCUGGGAGCGUCUCGGGAUCCCUCAGUCGGAGCUGGUGGAUGUUUCCUUGGAGAAGCUGCUGCCCCCACGACCCGGCAUCAGAUAAGCGGUUGAAGAUGAAAGGAUGGACCAUCAAACAUCUUAAAAAUGUUCACUAAAUCAAAGUCAUAUUUAUGAUCAUGUCUUUAAAAGGAACUAGAAGGGCGCUGGGACAGUGCAAACCUCCGCCAAGCCUCUCGCUUUCGCCUUUGAUUUUAUUGCUCAACAUGAACACUGUAUAUCAAAUAUAUUCUGAGAACAAUGGGCUUGAUCGGACUGCAGGUGUAGCAUUAGGGAUCGACCAUAAGCAACACAGCAGCAAUGAGAAAUCCUUCAAAACGUUGUUAACAGCGGUGGAAACUAAAAACAAAAAGGGUUUUUAUUCAGUUUUUAUAAAAUAUCCGGGUCAAGAUGUGGCUGAACCAUGUCUUGAGUGACACGUAUUCCAGCUGACCUCCACAGGCACCUCAGGCACAGCAGACCAAACACAAGGAAUGUAGGAGGUGAAGAUGAGCAGCCGGGCUGCGACAGGUUCAGAAAACCGACCGUGAAACGUCAUGUCUACUUCUGCAUCCCUCAUUCUGACGGCGGCUGGCGACACUGGAACGGAGCUGUCUCUCCCAACACAGAGUUCACAGUAUCUUCACGCUCCUCCAGUCUCGCAUCCCUCCCAUGUAGCUAACUGAGGUGUGUG
Messenger RNA from Synchiropus splendidus (mandarinfish), 11796 nucleotides. RefSeq names its product anaphase promoting complex subunit 5 (gene anapc5). Gene Ontology annotation, molecular function: protein binding. Gene Ontology annotation, biological process: anaphase-promoting complex-dependent catabolic process; protein K11-linked ubiquitination; positive regulation of mitotic metaphase/anaphase transition. The transcript has 17 exons. Bases 267 to 2579 code for a protein of 770 amino acids. The record is from RefSeq and is a predicted model, not a curated record. Lineage: Eukaryota; Metazoa; Chordata; Actinopteri; Syngnathiformes; Callionymidae. Gene Ontology annotation, cellular component: anaphase-promoting complex.